CACGUGGGAUGAUAUCUAACAGGUCAUGAGACAGGUGUGGGAUGAAAUCUAACAGGUCAUGAGACAGGUAUUGCGUUAGUUUAGAUAUCAAAUUCGGGUUAGUAGAUAUUCUCGUUUAAUCUUAUACAUCAUUCACUCCUACGAUAAAAAUUAUUUUUGAAAUAUGUAUCCAAAAAUUGGAGAACCAGCACCAUUUUUCCAAGGAACAGCCGUGGUGAAUGGAAAUUUUAAGGAAAUAAAAUUGACGGAUUAUAAGGGCAAAUACUUAGUCGUAUUCUUUUAUCCCAUGGAUUUUACCUUCGUAUGUCCCACCGAAAUUAUAGCUUUUAGUGAUAGGGCGGACGAAUUCAAAACCGAAAAUUGUGAACUUGUUGGUGUUUCGACCGAUAGCCACUUUAGUCACUUAGCUUGGAUUAAUACUCCUCGCAAACAAGGUGGUCUGGGUCCAAUGAAAAUACCUUUGCUUGGUGAUAAAUCCAUGAAAAUGGCGACAGAUUACGGCGUUUUGAAAGGUGACGAAGGAAUCGCUUUUAGAGGCUUAUACCUAAUCGAUGACAAGCAAAGACUGAGACAAAUAACCAUAAACGACUUGUCAGUCGGUCGAUCGGUUGAUGAAACUUUGAGAUUGGUCAAAGCAUUUCAAUUUACGGACAAAUAUGGAGAAGUAUGUCCAGCGAACUGGAAACCAGGAGACAAGUCUAUAAAGCCAAACGUUGAUAAGAGCAAAGAAUUUUUUGAAGCUACCAACAAAUAAAUAAAUGGAAAAAUGGAUACUUAUAUUAUACACUAAUUUCACUAAAUUAUUUAGCAAAUUCAUUAAUUUUUAAAAUAGGAUAGGUAUCAAACUAUAAAUAAAAAUCACUAAAGAAAAUUAUAAACUCAUUUGUUAUUAGGC
Gordionus sp. m RMFG-2023 is the source of this 895-nucleotide messenger RNA. RefSeq names its product peroxiredoxin 2-like. The record is from RefSeq and is a predicted model, not a curated record. NCBI's taxonomy places the organism in Eukaryota, Metazoa, Nematomorpha, Gordioida, Chordodea, Parachordodidae. Gene Ontology annotation, biological process: response to oxidative stress; leukocyte activation; hydrogen peroxide catabolic process. Bases 164 to 754 code for a protein of 196 amino acids. Gene Ontology annotation, molecular function: thioredoxin peroxidase activity. The transcript is spliced from 5 exons. Gene Ontology annotation, cellular component: cytosol.